ACCAAUUCGACGUGAACACUUGUGUUGUUGUUAUCUGCACCCGAGAUCUUCUGAUCAUCUCUCCCAAGCACCGAACUCGAACAGAUAGCUUCAGGGGUGGAAGCUCCUCGAUCACUCCCCCUCCCUAUUUCUCCCUGUCGCUUUAUUCUCUACCUACACCUUUCAUUUCCUUUCUAUCACGCCAGAACCUUGAUGUCUGUAUUGGAAAUUGUCCGAUAUGAUUCCCCUGCUUUGGCAGUUUGCGUAAUCCUGGGAGUUUCGCAAAUUGGUGAAACAGGUUUGUAAGAUAAUGCGACAUAUAAAUUAUAAUCUGAGAUUGGUUUCUUCCAAUGUUAAGCAAACGAAGAGAAUUGUUCGGACGUGGAGAAUCUGAACGCAAAAGCUGACAUUUUAGUGGUCGGAAUAUCCAUUUUGCGGUUUCAUCAAAUGUAUCUCACUUGGACGGUGGUAUCGAUGAAAUUGAAGUUUUCUAAUUGAAUGCAAGAUUUAUGACAGGCAUUUGAGAGGUGAAUUUCUGUCCAGUUAGAGAAGAUAGUGAGUGUAAUGUUGGAGAUGGCUGUGGGUAGCAAAACAAGAAAUUUGCUUGAAGGUCUAGUAAGAGAAGGAUCAUUCAAUUGGUUACUUGGAAAACGCAAUUCCUUCGAUGAAGAAUUUGAAGAGAUGGGAAGGUCCCCAUCUGCUCAGAGGAAUUGGAUACCACAGCUUUCUCCUCUUGCAAAUCUGGUUCUUCGUAGAUGUUCAAAAGUCCUUGGUGUUCCUCCAAUUGAGCUUCAAGAAAGCUUCAAUGCAGAGGCUGCUGAAUCAAUAAAGCAUCCAUCAAGGUACGCGAGGAACUUGUUGGAGUACUGCUGUUUCCGGACACUAGCCUUGUCAAUACGAGUUACAGGUCAUCUUGCCGAUAAAAAGUUUCGACGCUUAACAUAUGACAUGAUGCUAGCUUGGGAGGUUCCGGCUGCUGCCAGCCAGCCUUUACUAAAUGUCGAAGAGGAUGCAUCUGUUGGGGUAGAGGCCUUCUCACGAAUAGCUUCAGCAGUCCCUAUUAUUGCAAAUGUUGUUAUUAGUGAAAAUCUAUUUGAGGUGCUUACCAAAUCAACUGGUGGUCGGCUUCAGUUUUCCAUCUACGAAAAGUAUUUAAGCGGACUAGAAAGAGUUAUUAGAAAAAUGAAGAACCAAUCAGAGUCAUCUCUUAUUUCUUCUGUUCGAUCAGCAAGAGGAGAAAAGAUUCUUGAAGUGGAUGGAACAGUCACUUCCCAACCAGUUCUUGAACAUAUAGGGAUGUCUGCAUGGCCUGGUAGGUUAGUUCUGACGGACCAUGCUCUUUACUUUGAAGCUCUCCGUGUUGUGUCUUAUGACAAAGCAAAAAUGUAUGAUUUAGCAGAUGAUCUGAAACAAGUUGUUAAACCUGAGAUGACUGGACCAUGGGGUACCCGGCUUUUUGACAAGGCAGUGUCAUAUAAAUCAAUUUCCUUAUCAGAAUCAGUUGUCUUCGAGUUUCCUGAGCUUAAGGGGCAUACUCGCCGUGAUUACUGGCUUGGAAUCAUCCGAGAAAUUUUAUAUGUUCAUAGAUUUAUAAACAAGUACCAGAUCAAGGGAGUUGAACGAGAGGAAGCACUUUCAAAAGCUGUACUUGGGAUUUUGCGAGUACAAGCCAUUCAGGAUAUUAGUUUGGCUAAUCCUCUACGGUGUGAGAAUCUUCUCAUGUUUAAUCUUUGUGACCAACUUCCAGGUGGAGACUUGAUAUUGGAAACCCUUGCAAAUAUGAUAACCCUCAGGGAGUUGGACCGGACUAACAAUUCGAAGGCUGGAGGGGAAAUGCAUUCAGUCUCUGCCUUAGACAUGGUCUCUAACUUAGGGUUUGUGUUUGGAACAAGUUCAAAUAAUCCUAAUGAGGCUGGACUUCUUGUGGGGGAGAUAACUGUGGGAGAGCUGAGUUCUUUGGAAAGAGCAGUUAAGGAAUCUAAAAUCAAUUAUGAAAAAGUGGUGCUAGCACAACAAACAGUCGACGGAGUUAAAGUGGAUGGCAUUGACACUAAUUUAGCAGUUAUGAAGGAGUUACUCUCUCCUAUGAGGGAACUCGGGAAGUACCUUCUGUCUUUGGCGUUUUGGGAUGAUCAUGUGAAGUCAUUGGUAUUUUGUUUAUUGUUCAGUUACGUCAUUUUCAGGGGAUGGCUGGGUUACACCUUUGCUCUAGUGCUCAUCUUUAUUGCGAUUUUCAUGGUACUCAACCGAUUUUGUGGCCAAGGAAAGUCUGUUGAUGGUGUAAAGGUGAUAGUACCCCCAGCAACGAAUACAAUGGAGCAGCUCUUGGCUGUUCAAAAUGCAAUCUCUCAAAUUGAAGGAAUCGUCCAGGAUGGUAACAUUCUUCUUCUCAAGAUGCGGGCCUUGUUGAUGUGCAUUUUCCCUCAGGCAAGCCAAAAAUUCGCCGCGAUGCUGUUGAUUGCAGCCUUGAUUCUGGCUUUUGUACCUAGUAAGCUCAUCAUUCUUCUAAUUUUUUUGGAGACUUUUACAAGAUAUUCACCUCCAAGGAAAGCAAGCACAGAGAGAUGGAUGAGGAGAUUGAGAGAAUGGUGGUUCAGCAUACCAGCGGCUCCUGUUGUCCUUGAAAGAGAGAGAGAGGAAAAAAAAAGGAAGUGAUGCUGUAAUUAUUACGUGUGUGAAUUAUGUAAUAACUUGCAACAAUGUAUAUACGUUUUUGGAAUGGGAUUCUUUUUUCUUAAUGCAUCUGUUGAUUGUAAACCUCA
Messenger RNA from Carya illinoinensis, 2741 nucleotides. RefSeq lists its product as uncharacterized. Bases 544 to 2634 code for a protein of 696 amino acids. Lineage: Eukaryota; Viridiplantae; Streptophyta; Magnoliopsida; Fagales; Juglandaceae. The transcript has 10 exons. The record is from RefSeq and is a predicted model, not a curated record.